Molecule: messenger RNA, 1365 nt
Organism: Symbiodinium sp. CCMP2456
Lineage: Eukaryota; Dinophyceae; Suessiales; Symbiodiniaceae
Source: the annotation of a GenBank genome assembly
AUGGCCGAGGAAGCCGCAGCAAAAGCUGCUGUGGGCCUCGCAGGUUCCCGUGAGAACGUCUACUUGUUGACGUACUCCUUCAAUCAGGACUUCUCCUGCUUCGUCUGUGGCACCACCGCGGGAUUCCGGGUCUUUGCGCUGGAAGACAAUGCCAAGUCGUCUGCGAUCUCUGAGAAGCUCAGACGAGAACAUUCGCCUGGAUUUCGACACAGCUCGGUGAUGCUGAUCUCCAUGCUCUUCAAGAGCGCCAACUUUGCCAUGGUCAACCAAACCCUCGAGCCGCAGGGCGAGCCGGCUCCGGGCUGCAUGAACAAGGUUCAGAUCUGGGAUGAGCGCAAGCAGAAGGUCGUAGCGGAGCUCCGUUGCCGUAACGAGGUGAAAGGCGUCUGUCUCCACAACUCUGUCAUCGUCAUGGUGUGUGAAUACGUGAUCUACGUUUACACCUCGGGUGAGCACUUGAAAGUCAUUCUUCAUCUGGACACCGGCUCCAACAAGCUGGGCCUUUGUGUGGUCGCCGUCUCCAGCGACCCCUGGCUUCUCUGCUGCCCGGCUCAGAACAAGGGUGCCGUCCGUAUCCAAGUGGGCCAGGAUGCUGGAGCCACUCACGUCUUCCAGGCGCACCAGUCGGGAUUGGCAGCUUUGGCUUUGAACGCGUCGGGCUCGCUGUUGGCUACAGCAUCAGAAUCGGGCACCGUCGCAAAGGUCUUCCGCACGUCCGACGGUCAAGCACUCUACAGGUUGCGCAGGAGUACACGUUCUGCAGUGAUUUCAAGUCUUGCAUUCCGCUCGGAUGACAACUUCCUUGCUAUGGCGUCGUCCUCUGCUACUGUGCAUAUCUUCAAGCUGGACAGCUCCACAGCAGAGGUAGACACCGACAGGGGGGAGAAGGACAAAGAGAACUCGUCUCCUGCCCUGGGCCCCCAAGAUCUAAGACCACGGCCCAGUCUCUCCGGCACAAUCUCUGCUCUGCAGACCUUGCAGUCGAAGGCCGCUGAGGCGGUGCGAGGUCUGACGUACCUCGCGGAUUUGCGGAGCUUCGGGCAGUUCCGUUUGCCUGACAUGGAUGGUGGCCAGCCAGCAGUUGACACCCGCAGCAAGCAGUCCAAGAUCGUAGGCCCUAUCCUGGCAUUCCACAAGACAGAGCCGCGGCUCUAUGUGCUGCAUUUCAACGGCUUCCUCUACGAGUGUAGCUUCCAGCCAGACUACGACCUGAGCCGGGGAGCACAAGAGUGUGGCUUUGUGGCGGCAACGACGUGGUUUGCUACCCGGCCAGACUUCAAGGUGUCCGCCCCCAUCACGGAGCUGAAAACAGAGCCUGGGGGGGAGAAUGAAGGUGACGAAGCUGAGGAGUGGCAGCUUCUCUAG